This is a messenger RNA of Anoplopoma fimbria (sablefish), 962 nucleotides long. RefSeq names its product ATP synthase inhibitory factor subunit 1b (gene atp5if1b). The coding region runs from base 76 to 399 and encodes 107 amino acids. Gene Ontology annotation, biological process: negative regulation of ATP-dependent activity. Lineage: Eukaryota; Metazoa; Chordata; Actinopteri; Perciformes; Anoplopomatidae. The record is from RefSeq and is a predicted model, not a curated record. The transcript is spliced from 3 exons. Gene Ontology annotation, cellular component: mitochondrion. Gene Ontology annotation, molecular function: ATPase inhibitor activity.
GCGCUGCCCUGUGGCGUAUUUUGAGGACAAGGACACGAAAACUGUCAGUAGAGUGUUCACAUGUGAGCAUCAAACAUGGCGAGGUUUCUGAGGCCCAACAUCAGGAGUUUUGUCACCUCACAGCUGAGAAAGUCAUCUGACCAGCUGGGUGAGCUGGGUAAAGGUGCAGGAAAAGGUGGUGGCGGUGGAGGGUCCAUCAGAGAGGCAGGUGGAGCCAUGGGGAAGAAGCAGGCUGCUGAGGAGGAGAUGUACUUUAAGCGUAAGGAGAAGGAGCAGCUAGCUGCAUUGAAGCAGCAUCACCAGGAGGAAAUUGACCACCACAAAAAGGAGAUUGAACGUAUGCAACGCGAGAUCGACCGCCACAAGGGAAAAAUCAGGAAGUUGAAGCACGACGACUGAGUUAAACCCCCUGGGGAAAAAGUUCCAGUAUUCUCACCUACACAGCCAGACACCUUUACAACUUACUCAGAUUGCUGCAUGCACUGUGUCACCGAGACAGUCAUAAAUGUAUGGUUUAUUGUUCUGUAAAUGCUUGAGUUAUUAAAACCAUUCAUAUAGUGAUUAUUGUUUCCAUGGCAUGCUCUGAAUCAAGUUGUACAACUUCUUCAAGCCCUUUCCCUUAAUUGUAGUCGGUGGUCAGUGAGCUUUAUGUUGCAUACAAAACACCAAAGUGAUAUGAAACUAAAUAUUUGUUAUGCUUCACAUGGCAACAACUUCGUCACCUUAAUUCAUUGUGAUGUAUAAAUUAAUUUGUAAUGUAAAUGGAACUGAUAGUUCUGUCUUUUAGUGCUGUGGAGAUUAGUUGAUCAACAGAAAAUCCAAUGAUUUUGAUAAUAAAUAACUUGUUUUAGUAAUUUAUUUUGGGAAAUUACCAAAUAUUCUCUCAUUUUAACUUUGCAGAUGUUAGGAUGUGCUGCUCUGUACUGUUUAAAGUUGAUGCACAUUAAAUAUAUUUAAGGUUA